CCCCAGCGCUAAAUGGAUUGGUGAUGAAGUGCGUGAGUUUGCUUCAAAGCUACACACGAAAACUUGUAAUACACUUGGGAAGCUGCUGCCCAAUGGCCAUGGCCUUUCAGAUUAUAGCUUCUUCUUGUUCAUCUUCACCAACGAUUACACAAUCUCACCUUCUCUCUUUCCCUCCUCUGCAACCUUCCUGUAAAGCUUCGAGCUUUAAGCUCUCCUCAUGGGCUUCUCUCCUGGGUUCUUCUUCUCGUUUCUCUCCCUACAUUGGCUUAAAGCAUAUGGGCAUCUCCAUCUCCCCGAAAUCUUCAAACCCAGAGAAGAAGAGAAGAUGUAGUAAGGGUUUAGUGAUUCGUGCGUCUUUGUUUGGCGUUGGAGCACCUGAGGCUUUGGUUAUUGGUGUUGUCGCUUUGUUAGUCUUUGGUCCUAAAGGCCUUGCAGAGGUAGCUAGAACUCUUGGGAAAACACUGCGUACAUUUCAGCCCACCAUUAGAGAGCUACAGGAUGUUUCAAGAGAUUUCAAAAGCACCCUUGAGCGUGAAAUUGGACUCGAUGAAAUCUCAACGCCAGAUGUGUACAACCAGAACAGAAUGAACACUGCUCGCUCUCCUCCACCAUCUGUUAGAAACAUUGAAGAUCCUUUGACUGCAAGUGAGCCCAAUGAUGCUCAAUCACAAAAAGCUUACACAACCGAGGAUUACCUCAAGAUCACUGAAGAGCAGCUCAAAGCUUCGUCUCUUGGUAAAAGCCAAACAGAGGGUCAAACUCAGACUCAAGAACGUGCUGUACAAAGCCAACCUGAAGUUACAUUGAGAGAGACCAUGGCUGCAUCUCCUCCAAGGCAAGAUUGAAAGGCACCAAAAAUAUUGACUCGUAGUGUUAAAACCAUAAAAGGCCCACUUGGUAAAUUUAACUCGGUAGUGUAUUUGUGUUCUAUUCGUUUCCUACUUGAUGAAAUGAUUUUAGAACGUUAAUAUUAUAUCAAUGUUUCAUUUGCUUUGAUUCCAA
This is a messenger RNA of Brassica napus (rape), 1002 nucleotides long. Its product is annotated as sec-independent protein translocase protein TATB, chloroplastic-like. The record is from RefSeq and is a predicted model, not a curated record. Lineage: Eukaryota; Viridiplantae; Streptophyta; Magnoliopsida; Brassicales; Brassicaceae. Gene Ontology annotation, biological process: protein transport. The transcript is spliced from 6 exons. Bases 24 to 845 code for a protein of 273 amino acids.